Messenger RNA from Xyrauchen texanus (razorback sucker), 816 nucleotides. RefSeq names its product putative nuclease HARBI1. The record is from RefSeq and is a predicted model, not a curated record. The transcript has a single exon. The coding region runs from base 1 to 816 and encodes 271 amino acids. Lineage: Eukaryota; Metazoa; Chordata; Actinopteri; Cypriniformes; Catostomidae.
AUGGAGGUGGUGGGUGAUGGCCUGGGGCUCAGCAAGUCUUCAGUCAGCAAAACUGUGACAACAGUAACACCUUUGCUGUUACAGCUGAUGAAGAGCAUCCUGGUUUUCCCCAAAACUCCUGAAGAACAGCUGGCCAAUCAACAAUUCUAUGAUAUUGACAACAUCCCCAGAGUGAUUGGCAUCAUUGAUGGCACCCUAAUCCCAGUAUUAAGCCCUAAGGUAAAUGAGCCCUUGUACAUUUGCAGGAAGGGCUAUCCAGCCAUUAAUGUUCAAGUAGUGUGUGAUCACCAGGGAAUGUUCACUGACAUUGUGGCAAAAUGGCCUGGAAGCACACAUGACUCUUUUGCAUGGGCCAAUUCUGCAAUUUGCCAGAUGGCUGAAGAAGGUGGCUUUGGUGAUAGCUGGCUGCUGGGAGACAGUGGAUAUCCUCUUCGCCCCUACCUCUUGACACCUGUGCAGCAUCCAGCCACCAUUGCAGAGGAAAGGUUUAAUCAGGCCCAUGGAAGGACACGCUCUAUAGUGGAGAGGACUAUAGGACUGUGGAAACAACGUUUUGGCUGCAUCAGCAAGUCCAGUGGUGGCCUAAAGCUAAACCCCACCAAAAGCUGUUCUGUUAUUGUGGUUACUGCAAUUCUCCACAACAUUGCAGUCAGGGAAAAUGUCCAGCUUCCUGAGGAGGAAGUUGGUGCUGUUGGAGCCGAUGGUGAGGAAGAUGCUGUUUCUGAUGAUGAUCCUUUGAACACACAUCAAGGCAGAAUGCAUCCUGCAGGAGCAGAAGUCAGAGAACUUUUAAUUCAGAAUAUGUUUGGAUGGUAG